AUGUGGGGUUUGACGCAGCACCAAGUGAACCAGCGUGAGGCUACGUUCGCGGUUGGAGCCCUUGGGGCGCUUUACGUUAGCUACAAAUGGCUCAUCGCCGUGUACAGGGCCAACGCCAUGACGCGUGCGUUCGAUGCCCAAGGACUACACCGCCCUAAGUCCACAUUGCCAAUUCUCGGCAACACGCUGGAUGUGAUGUUCUACCAGAAGGAGCGACUUUGGGAUUGGAUGGCGGAGCAAAGCAACCUUAAUGACGGCAAACCCUGGGUGCUCAGCAUUGUCGGUCGCCCCGACGCACUCAUCGUCACGUCCCCCGAGGCGUGCGAAGACGUCUUCAAAACGCAAUUCGACAAUUUCGGUCGAGGCACCGAACUCCGCGACGUGAUCUACGAUAUUUUCGGUGACGGGAUCGCUGGAGUUGAUGGCGAAGAGUGGUUAAAACAGAGAAGAAUUGCCAGUCAUCUCUUCUCCAUGAAAAUGCUUCGGGAUACAAUGGACGCAGUUAUCAUCGAAAAAGUGACCAAACUUAAGGAAGUUCUUGCCGAUUGUGCGAAACAAGACAAGGUUGUUCCGAUGAAGUCUCUGUUUGGCAAGUACACGAGCGAGGUUUUCACGAAAAUCGGCUUCGGUGUUGACCUCGACAGUUUGGAGAGUGACCCUUGUUCGGACUCGAAUAAUGCCUUCAUCAAGGCGGUUGACGUGUACGCUGAGGUCUUCGGGGCACGAAUUCAGUCACCUGCUUGGUUCUGGAAGCUUAAGCGCUUGUUGAGUAUCGGUGACGAAGGCAGACUCAAACAAAGCGCCAAGGUGGCGGAGGGUUUAACUCAAGAAGUACUGGCCAAGUCGUUGGAGAUCCGACGUCGUGACAGUGGUGAAGUGAAGCGAACGGAUCUAUUGACGCUGUUCGUUGAGAACAAUACGAACAUCGACCCUAAGGCGGUACACGAUACUCUGAUGAGCUUCCUCUUGGCAAGCAAGGACACUACGAGCUUCAGCUUGUCGUGGGUUCUCGUUAACCUUAACCGUUAUCCGGCUGUGCUUGCCAAACUGCGCAACGAGAUUCGAGAAAAACUACCAGGUCUUAUGACGGGCGAGAUCCAAGUUCCAACCAUGGAAGAUCUCCAGAAACUACCCUACUUAGAAGCUGUAGUGAAGGAAAGUCUACGUCUGCACAUGGCAGCGACUAACCGCAUGACCAACACGUCAACGACACUCAGUGAUGGCACUUUUGUACCUGAGGGCUGUGCGGUUAUGGUCCCGAUCUACGCUUCUGCACGUGUCAAGAGCGUGUGGGGUGAGGAUGCUGCCGAGUUCAAACCUGAGCGAUGGAUCGACCCUACGAGUGGAAAGGUUAAACCGGUGUCGCCAUUCAAGUUCUUCACGUUCGCAGCGGGUCCCAGACAGUGUCUGGGUAUGCGCUUUGCACUGUUACAGAUCCAGACGACAGUCGCCGUGCUCUUCAGCCACUUUGACCUCAAGACCAAGGAGAACCCGUUCGAUAUCACGUACGACUUCGCCAUCACACUUCCGGUCAAGGGCCAGCUCAACGUUACCGUGCGCGAGAUCACACCCGCUGCCUAUUAA
Molecule: messenger RNA, 1584 nt
Organism: Phytophthora nicotianae INRA-310
Lineage: Eukaryota; Oomycota; Peronosporomycetes; Peronosporales; Peronosporaceae
Exons: 1
Coding region: 1-1584 (527 amino acids)
Molecular function (GO): iron ion binding; heme binding; monooxygenase activity
Source: RefSeq, a predicted model, not a curated record